Molecule: messenger RNA, 1536 nt
Organism: Lactuca sativa (garden lettuce)
Lineage: Eukaryota; Viridiplantae; Streptophyta; Magnoliopsida; Asterales; Asteraceae
Product: protein LATERAL BRANCHING OXIDOREDUCTASE 1
Source: RefSeq, a predicted model, not a curated record
AGUUCAGCUUCAGAUGAUAAAAAUCCAAUUUUUGCUCAACAAUCAAUGCAUAUACAUCUACAGUACGGAUUGCUAUCACCCAGAGCAUCAACACGUAUACAGGUUCAGUUGCCUGCUGAUCAUACCGAUCAACGCCUUGAUACACCAUGGCUGAAUCCCAGGCGACGUCGGCGACCGCUGUGGAGAACCACGAUUCACAAACCAAACAAGUUCAAGAGAUAGCGGCGGACUAUAACCACCCGCCGGAAAGAUAUAUCCGUAAGCAAGAUGAAGAGUACGGUAACGUUAGCAACACCCCUGUAUCAUCUCCGAUGAGUGAGGUGGUUCCCGUUAUUGAUAUUAGCCUCUUAACUUCAUCUCUUUCGGAGCUCCAUAAGCUUAAAUCAUCUGUUAGCUCUUGGGGCUGCUUUCAGGCAAUUAACCAUGGAAUUGAAGGUUCAUUUCUGGAGAAAGUUGGAGAAAUCAGCAAACUGUUCUUCAGAUUUUCAGGGGAGGAGAAGAAGAAAUACUUGAGAGCAGAAGAUAAUAUUGAAGGAUAUGGGAAUGACAUGGUUCUUUCAGAGAAUCAGACUCUUGAUUGGAAUGAUAGACUUUAUCUUAAUGUUCUUCCAAAACAGCAACGAAGGCUUCAAUUUUGGCCCCAAAAUCCCUCUAACUUCAGGGAGGUUGUCGAUGAAUAUGUCUCCAAAAUAGAGUUGAUUAAUGAAUUUCUCCUAAAAGCCCUUGCUAGAUCAUUAAACUUGGAGGAAAAUAGCUUCUUGGAUCAAUAUGGGACAAGUGCAACAAUGGAGGCAAGGUUUAACUACUACCCUCCAUGUCCAUGGCCAGACAAAGUGUUUGGAGUAAAACCACACGCUGAUAUUUCAGCACUCACAUUUCUGUUGCAAGACAAAGAGGUUGAAGGGCUUCAAGUCUUGAAAGAUGGUCAAUGGGUUGGAGUUCCUAUUCUUCCCGAUGCUUUAACAAUCAAUGUUGGUGAUCAACUUGAGAUAAUGAGCAAUGGGAUUUUCAAGAGCCCUAUGCAUAGGGUGUUGAUCAACUCCAAAGAUGCAAGAAUGACUGUGGCUUUGUUUUGCAUGCCUCAAACGGAAAGGGAUAUUGGGCCUGUGGAUGGGCUUGUUACCGAUGAAACACCGAGGCUAUACAAGAACGUGACCUUUACUGUCGACUCAUUUUUCAAGUAUUACCAGAAAGGUAGGAGAGCAAUCGAUGUUUGCAAGAUUUGACUAUGUUCACAAGAUGGUUGGUUCAUAACUUCAUCGUCCCUUCCACUUAUUAUGUAUUUAUGUUCUGUGUUUUUGUUAUUUUGUGUGUGUCAUCCAAAUAACAUUAGAAAUCAUAGUAACAUGGCAUGAUGGCACAAGUAAUGUAUGUGUAUAGUGUCUUUUUAUGUCUUUGUCUAUGUGUAUUUGUAUGUAUACAUACAUAUACACAUCGACAAAUUAGUAACGGGAAUUUCAUGACUGGUCAAUAAUGUACAUUUAGCAACGAAAUAGUGCAUAACGUUAAAAGAUGGAAACCGAUCUAAAAGAGUAA